UAUCGCAUCCCCUCAGCGGCUUUCCCCCCUCCAGAUCUCCAUGACAACAAUUUGCGAUGGUGAAGAAUUUGAUACCAGGGCGCUUGGAGGCUGAUUGGGGUGCAUUGUAAGAGGCCUGGGGUCGCUGAUUGGUUCAAGGGAAGCACCAUAACUACAAGGAGUUUAUAUUCAUUCAACUUGUUGAAGUGCUCCUAUACUGCAGCCUGGGAGAAGUCUGAGGUUAGACUGAGAGAAUCUGGACUGAUCCAGCAGUGAUCCUGACGGUGGAUUGCCUUUUUUAACAUGGACUGAACAAACCCCAGGUACAAUAUGGCAAAUGCAGACAGUGAGGUCAAAACUUUACUAAAUUUUGUAAAUCUGGCAUCCAGCGACAUCAAGGCGGCCCUAGAUAAGUCCGCUCCGUGCAGGCGCUCCGUGGAUCACCGGAAAUAUCUGCAGAAACAACUGAAGCGCUUCUCUCAAAAAUACUCCAGAGUCCCAAGAUGCCACACACACAGGUCUGCGGAGUAUAGGUGCGCCAAACCGAUGGGGACUGUCCAUCAGAGUGUGACAGAAAAGGCCAGCUCUGGUGCGCAGGAUGUGGAUCACCUGGGGAGCUCUGUGGAGCAGGUGCCUAUGAGGAAACGCCAGCUACCGGCCUCAUUUUGGGAGGAACCUAAGUUGACCCCAACCAAGAGGGAGCACUCAUAUUUAGGAAUGAAAAGGAGCCAUGCAGGCACAUCGGAGGGAACUGAGAAUGAAAAGAGGAAACGAAGUUAUGAUGAUGAUGGUGCAAAGGCCGCAAUAUCUGCGUGCAGCCGGCGCAGCUCGACGGAUAAAGAGACGCUGAAACUGGACGUGACCUCUCACCACUGCGUGAGUGUGUGCGGCUGUUGCCCUUUCCAGUACCACGGACAUCAGAUCCUUCACAAUCACAUUUUUGUCCCUCAUCCGCCCCUGGGAUUGUGGAGCAAAGCAUCAGGGACUGAGACGGAGAGAUCCGAGCAUCCUUAUGGACAGAAAAUUCACACGCACGUUGUUGUCAAACCCAUACCGACCAAGCCCACCGCUCAGUCACCAAUCUUCAGUGUGUUUGGAUUCAUUUAAUUAACUCACUAAAUGAACCCAUCACACAAAACGCGUGUAAAUAGGACUAAUGACUUUCAGCGUUUCUCUUUCAGCAUUUUAAAACGAGAUACUUCCUCCAGCACUUAUUGAAAUGCUUCAUCUAUUUUUGUCUUUUAAACCUAAAGGACUAAAUUGCACUGAAUAAUUUCAUCAUCUUCACUUUCAUGCCAGUCUUAUGCCUGAAAACUGACAGUAAGGUAAAAAGGUUUCUACUUUUAGGUGUCUACAGAGGACGAUUGUUCUUUUUUUAAGUUAAAAAAAGUCAUAAAAUGAAUCCAAACAUCCUGUUUUAGUUUCCUCUUUUAAGUAUGAGAAUUGCCUUUCUUUGUCAAAGUAAUGUUUGAUAGGCACAUUUGAAACAAUGACUUUUAUUUUUAAAUAAAUGAUUCAACUUCCCUUAAAAACUCCUUUGGGCACAAGAUCAUUUUUACCUUUUGCUAAAGCUUUCUCCAAAGGGAAAACACACACACACACACACACACACACACACACACACACACACACACACAC
This is a messenger RNA of Oreochromis aureus, 1617 nucleotides long. Its product is annotated as protein FAM181A. Lineage: Eukaryota; Metazoa; Chordata; Actinopteri; Cichliformes; Cichlidae. The transcript is spliced from 2 exons. Bases 310 to 1086 code for a protein of 258 amino acids. The record is from RefSeq and is a predicted model, not a curated record.